Aspergillus welwitschiae is the source of this 1627-nucleotide messenger RNA. Its product is annotated as protein kinase-like protein. The transcript has 2 exons. The coding region runs from base 98 to 991 and encodes 297 amino acids. Lineage: Eukaryota; Fungi; Ascomycota; Eurotiomycetes; Eurotiales; Aspergillaceae. The record is from RefSeq and is a predicted model, not a curated record.
CCUUAGAUCGCUUGAUUCCUGCCUUGCCUCUCUCCGCUGUCUGUUUACCCCAGUAUACAGUACCUCAAAAACUUAUCGCGUCUGUUCUCUUUUUACCAUGUCCGGCGCAGAAGAAAACCAGAACGCCCAGUCUGUCGACUGUCGGCCACAAGUUAAUAUCCUCUACUCAGCCCCUGGUUUCGCGGUACCCUAUCCAGACAGCAUCAACACAAAAAUUAACUCCAGCAAUACCAUAUUCGAUUGGGGCGGCGUGAAGAUAGCGAAGAUAUCUCCCGAAGUUGUUGUCAAAUUCGGCUCCCAUGUCACACUGAGCGAGGCGAAGAGCAUGAUGUUUGUCGAACAAAAUACGGAAACUGUACCGGUACCGAAGAUUUUUGCUUUCUACUCUUACGGCCCAAUAGACAGAGAUAUUGAAGACUAUGGAAGUCUUUUCGAUACCUACAUAUUCAUGAGCUUCGUUGAAGGUCAGAGCCUGGACAAGACCUGGGAAGCUUAUGACGGUGUCACAAAAAGUCGAGUCGCCAACCAACUGAAAGGGUAUUUUCGCGAGCUCCGCCAGAUUGAUCACAGCCAUUACAUAGGCUCCGUUGACUCUGGCCCUGUUACUGAUCCAAUUCUGGAGGGUUAUGGAAUAAAGGGACCCUUCGAUUCGGAAGGUGACUUUAACAAUGCAAUUAUCGAUGCAUAUCAAUCAAGGGCACCGAAACGUCGCAUUAAGAAUGUCUUAGCCGGUAUGCUUUCUCAAAGAAGACAUCGUAUUGUGUUUACCCAUGGAGACCUUCGCCUUCAGAAUAUCAUGGUCAACAAUGGGAACGUCACAGGAAUCCUAGACUGGGAGUUCAGCGGCUGGUAUCCCGAAUACUGGGAAUUUUCAAAAGCUCUCUAUGUGUGGAAAUGGCAGAAUGACUGGACUGAAUAUUUAGCGCAAAUUCUCGAACCGUAUUAUUCCGAAUAUGCGGUGCAUUCAUUCUUGACCGAAACACUUUGGUGAUAAUAACUAUGUCACAUGCACCGUUCUCUCAUUCGCCCAUCACCAUCAUUCUCCUCAAACAUUCCCCUUUAGCCAGUUGAGAAUAAGUUCUGGAAACAUGCUUGUACCACUACAGAUAUGUGCAAAGUUGAUCAGGCCAGUGUUUUUGCUUCCGUCAAAACGUCGUCAACCCAGUUGGAGCAAUUCCGCACGGGCGGAUCAGGACUCGAUUCCGUCAAUACUCUGGGGUCGUAUGGAGGAGGACACUUUUGUGUGAUCUCUUCGAAACGUGCAAGUUGUGUCUUUGGCAGUUGAAACUGCAAGGUGGAGCUUUUGUAGGAUUUACUCUCGCCGAAACGGUAUCCUGGUCUCAUGUCGUAAUCCAUUCCCACCCCAACAUCCCCUUGGACAUGGUAGAAUCUGCCAGCACCCUGAUUUGCGUUUUGGGCAGGGACUAGAGCGAUGCCCUCGUGGUCUGGUCCGCGGCUCUGACUGAAAACAACUCGGUAAACAUUAUAGAUAGUAGUCUCGCUAGUCAUGGUGGAUGCGAUGAUGAAAGGCAGUGUAUCUUUGACAGAAAUGUGAAGACAAUAUUACUUGGAUCUUGGAGAGCUGGAGAGGUAGUAAACCAUGAUUCCUGCUAUGCCAACCUUCAUG